GUUGUUAUAUAUAUGAGUGUUUACGAAAUGACUAAAGUUGACCAAUCAACGGCAAUCGGUGGUAGCGGCAACGCCGAUGACGACGACAAAAAAGCAAGUGACACCAAGCAUCAACAUGUUGUGAAAAAAUCAUCCGAACCAGGUGUUAUAAACGAUGCAAUGCUAAAAAAUCUGAUACGCGCACAUGGGCCACGUGGUGAGGCGGCUCGACUUUGUCGUAAUAUUGCCAUUGAUUACGGCACAAUCACCGAACUUUGUCUCGAAUAUCAGAACAUUUUGAAAAUCGAUCAUAUUUGGAUGUGCUUCAAUUUGCAAAAACUAUCGCUAAAAGCCAACAAACUGACAAUAAUCGAAAAUCUGGACAAUUUAACGGAGUUACGUGAAUUGGAUUUGUCAUUUAAUUUUAUCAAAACUAUCAAGAAUCUGGAAUGUUUGCGCAAAUUGCAGUAUCUCACACUGUUUCAGAAUGACAUCCGAAAAAUCGACAAUCUCGACCGAUUGGAACAUUUGGUGCGACUGAAUUUGGGAAACAAUUUCAUCGAGACAGUCGAAGGAAUUGAGAGUCUCCGCUACAAGGAGCAAUUGUUCUCUUUGAACUUAGAGGGGAAUCCUAUUUGCGAUAAGCUCACCGAUAAUAUUGAUUUUCGAUUGUACAUCGCUGCGUAUUUGCCCAAACUUAAAUAUUAUGGUUAUCAAGUCAUCACUAAUGCAGAACGGGAUAAAGGUCAAGAGAUUUACAAGAAUAAAUUGAGAAUGUUAGAGGAAAACGAGUCGGAACGGUCAACUCAACGACACAAGCAAUCACUUGAAGUCGAACUAUUACGUAUAUCUGGCGCUAGCUUUGUCGAGGAUCUAGAUAAACAUCAACUAUUCGAAUCACUUUUUGCAAAUAGUUUCGACAACAUUGUAUUGGACACCGAAACCAGUCUAAAUGACACAAAUAAAUCCGACAUUCAACUGUAA
This is a messenger RNA of Sitodiplosis mosellana (orange wheat blossom midge), 963 nucleotides long. RefSeq names its product dynein regulatory complex subunit 3-like. NCBI's taxonomy places the organism in Eukaryota, Metazoa, Arthropoda, Insecta, Diptera, Cecidomyiidae. Gene Ontology annotation, molecular function: protein binding. The coding region runs from base 13 to 963 and encodes 316 amino acids. The record is from RefSeq and is a predicted model, not a curated record. The transcript has 3 exons.